This is a messenger RNA of Theileria equi strain WA, 2166 nucleotides long. RefSeq lists its product as hypothetical. Bases 1 to 2166 code for a protein of 721 amino acids. NCBI's taxonomy places the organism in Eukaryota, Apicomplexa, Aconoidasida, Piroplasmida, Theileriidae. Gene Ontology annotation, molecular function: RNA binding. Gene Ontology annotation, biological process: mRNA splicing, via spliceosome. Gene Ontology annotation, cellular component: nucleus. The transcript has a single exon. The record is from RefSeq and is a predicted model, not a curated record.
AUGAGUGACUAUAAAAGAUACAAAAGGGAUUACUAUGGUAGAGAUCAUCCGAGUGAUUCGUACAAAAGAUACGGAAGUGGCCGAUACAAUGAAGAGAGAAAAUAUAACAGUGAUAAUUAUCGACGAGUUAAAGAUAAAUAUAGCCAUGAAUCCGACGCAAAUAUGGAAGAUACUUCUAGUCCAGAAUCUUCAAAUAGAAGAUAUGGAACUAAGGAAUACGAAAGACCGUCCGAUCAUCCACACAACUCUAAAUAUUCUAAAUUUAAGUAUAAUUAUUAUUUGCAGGAAGGCAAAACUGUUGAUAGAUCUGGUUAUUCUAGACGUAGAGACCAUGAGAAACAUAUAUCCUACGAUACAGACGAAAAUCCCUCUUCAAACGAAAAUGACAAGUAUUCUACUAUAAUUGUUAGAACUUUAGAUCCAGAUAUAACGGAGGAAAAUGUGGAGAAUGCCAUAUCUGAUUUGGCAAUACGAAAUGGUUUUUCCCUCCCAAAUUUGGUUAAUUUAAAAAAACUGCCAAAUAGCACAAUAUCUGGUGUGUAUUUUGGUUCGGAUAACUCAACACAUACACCACAAAUACUGAACGAAUACUCUUACACCUUUGGAUUCGAAAAGAUUGCGUUGGUUACUUUUCCAUCAUCUAGCGCCGCUACAAGAUUUAUGGAAUCAGUGAAGUCUAGAAUGCUCAGAAUAUGUGAUAAGGAAUAUUAUGUAGAAUUUGAUACGUCUAUUUCUGGUUAUUCUAAAUCAGUGGCUUUGGCGAAUGAUAGUUCGGUUCCGGAUCUGAAUGAAAUUGCAUCUCUCCUUCAAAAGAGAAAAUUGCAAUCCGACUGGAACUGUCCAUCAUGUAGAUUUUUAAACUUUGCCCGGAGAAUCUCAUGUUUAAGUUGCGGAAUCCCUAGACCACCUGAUUCUGUGCUAGAAAGUCAGAACAUUGCCACCGGGAUUGCUGCAAUAAAUCAGGCUCAAAUGCUCCAAUCAAAUAUAUCAGACAUUUCUCAUUGGAUUGUUUUAAAAAAUGUUCCUGGCAAUUCUAAUCCGGCGGAACUUAUUUUACGGAUUAUAGAAAUAAUUCCAGAUUCUCCGCAACAGUUGCACAAAUGUAUAUAUGUUGCUGAUCCAAACUCUCAAACUAAACGGGGGUUUAUUUUCUUAAACUUUCUUUCAUCUUCCCCUGUGGAGAAAUAUAUAGCAAAUAGAGGGGAAAAGAAAUCCGAUCUCAUAAAAUUAGGUGAUUCUUACCACCGCAUGGACACAGUUAGGGCGAGGGAAAAGCAUGUUGCAGAGGAAUUAUUUAAGAAGAUAAAGUUCACUUCAACUAGGAUUUACUAUGAGUUUGACACAUUAGCUCUAGGAACUACUUUGAUAUCUGAAAAUUACACAAAAAUAUCGAAUCACAAGGAACAUCAUUCGUUCAAAAUAAAGACUACUGAUAUUAAAACUCUUGAAGUAGUUGUAAAUUCCAGUGAUGCUCCAUCUACGACGUCGAAUUAUUUCAGUACCUGGGUCUCUGACAGCAUAUGGGUAUCCACUGGAAAACCCGAUACAGCAUCUUUUGUAUACGAUCCAAGCACAGACUAUUUUUUUGAUCACAAGCUUAGCCUAUACUAUGAUGCUGCCAGUGGCUAUUACAUGUCACUCACAGGCAAUUACUAUAUUUGGGAUGAUCAAUCUAGUUCCCUAAGAAUUGUAAAUAACGAGGAUAUUACGAGCCCAGUUCCUGGGCCCGUAGAAAAGAAUAUUGGUAGCACACAAAAAAUUGGGGUUCCUAGUAAUAUUUCCGGUGUAAUAGAAGCUGCCAUGAAAGUCGCACAGGUGUCAAAGGAAAACACACAGCAAAUAUCCUCUGUAAUAGAGAAAAAAAAGGAUUGUAUAAAAACUAAAAGGAACAUUUUGAACUUUGGUGAAACUUUUACCAAGGGUUCAGUGUCUGAUGGUGAAUGUGAUAUGGAUCUUGAAGAUAAUUCUGAUGAAGAAUCAUCAAAAAUUGUUCACAAAAUAUCCAAGGAUACUAAUCCGAAAGACGACACGAUUCAAGAGCCUAAGCUUAAGACCCUUAACAUCUGUUUUGUUUGUAUUAGAACGUUUGACACAGAUGAGGAUCUUCAUAUUCAUAAAAGGGACUCAAAAUACCAUCAAACCUUACUUUCACUAACUGGUGCCUAA